AUGGAGUCACUUCUCACUGCCGUCCAGACCCUCGUCCGUGAGACACUCAAGGUCCCACGCCUUAAACCAACUCGCUCCGAUCGCAAACAACCGCCGAAUAAACAGCCACAUGCAACCUCCAUUUCCUCAGAGAUACACCUGUCCCCCUUCGAAGAGCUUCCUCCUGCCUAUGAGCCUUCAACGUGGUGGCUAGACGGCCACUGUCCUGCACACCCUCACUUCGACAACGCUGAUAGAAUCCGGCUCCGGACGACGGAAGUCAAGCGUCCCCUACUUCAGUACAUCUUAGAAGGAUGUCGAAUCCUUCUGGAACGAGCGGACAACAAGCCACUUCUGCUCCCAUUCGACCAACACAAGACGCUCUGGAGCGCAGCCAUCUCCGUCCAUAAGUUUGGCGUCUUAUAUCUCGCCACUCGCUCAGAAUGUCGUGGAGAGUUCCUACCAGCCGUGGAAUCCAACCUAGACCACUUCAAUGAGAUCGUCGCCUUCCUCUCUCACGACAACAAUGCCAUCCGUGCCAUCAACUACGGCGUCCACCGCCUGGUCAACAGCAACACUCUCACAGUGGACCACCAAACAAAACUCGUUCCCCCAAAUGCCAUAUCAUCCAUUGGCCCAGGCCACAUUGCCGUUCGAGAAAAAGAUUUCGACGGCGAUAGUACCGACAUGCUGGACAAUUCGUCCGCGAUCUGGGACCUCCACGACUUCGCCCACCUGACUGCUGCGUCUGUGUGUCCCGGGCUAUACGGCUCCAAAUACUUCACGCAUCUGAUCAAACUUCCAUCGAAGCUGACGGCUCUGAUACGUAGCCCGAAAAUGAAGACGGCAGACCCUACGCCCCGUUGUUCGGAUGGAGUUGUCUUCAGCGAACUGCUCACGGUCCUGUUCACGUCUGAGAUUGAGGCGGUCCAACGAGCGGAGAAAACACAUACCUAUGCCUCUCUCGCUGAUACUCUGGCCGAGGACGUGGCUGAUUACCUGAUGGGGAAAUGCAAGCUUCAACAUCUGACGACGGGUGCCAUGCUACAGGCGAAGAAGCCCAUCAGCGCGGUUCAACUGGCGACCUUGGUCCAGAACAAGGCGUAUGAGCUGACCGCCAGCGAGAUCGAACAGCGGGUGAUGACCAGGGGUGGUCCUGCUGGGGACUCCAGGGACGAGCUGGAUGGCUGCAGCCCGUUCGAGAGAAUCAAGUUCCUGGCCCACUGUCGAAGAUGGCUGUACUUCGAAGUGAGGAAUACAAUCAAGCAUCGGGCCCAUAAAUUGGCGUACAAGAAGGUAGCCGAGCGUAUGCUUGCAGAGGGUGAUGACGCUCCAUCACCAAAAAUGAUCGUGUUCUGUUAG
Messenger RNA from Aspergillus nomiae NRRL 13137, 1341 nucleotides. RefSeq lists its product as uncharacterized. The record is from RefSeq and is a predicted model, not a curated record. The coding region runs from base 1 to 1341 and encodes 446 amino acids. The transcript has a single exon. NCBI's taxonomy places the organism in Eukaryota, Fungi, Ascomycota, Eurotiomycetes, Eurotiales, Aspergillaceae.